Messenger RNA from Brassica oleracea var. oleracea, 2894 nucleotides. RefSeq names its product probable receptor-like protein kinase At2g23200. Gene Ontology annotation, molecular function: ATP binding; transmembrane receptor protein tyrosine kinase activity. The transcript has a single exon. Gene Ontology annotation, biological process: protein autophosphorylation. The record is from RefSeq and is a predicted model, not a curated record. Gene Ontology annotation, cellular component: plasma membrane; plasmodesma. Lineage: Eukaryota; Viridiplantae; Streptophyta; Magnoliopsida; Brassicales; Brassicaceae. The coding region runs from base 226 to 2727 and encodes 833 amino acids.
AUAGAUAACAACAGUAGGGAUGAAUGACUAAGUCAAUUUUGGAGAGCAUCGUAAGGUAAAGAUUAGUUAGAGAGAGAGAGACGAAGACUUGAAAAGUCCACUCGAGUCUUCUUCCAAUAAUCUCAAUUCUUUGUUACAGUAUCUUUCAAUUCACACCAACCACAUGUUUCUUCAUCUAUUGACUCUCCUUAUUUCUCUCUCUCUCUAAAUUUUUCUAUCACAACUAUGGAGAAACUCUGUUUUAGAUACUCUGUUGCUCUCUUUAUGACUAUGGUAGUUAUUGUUCUUCUUCCACGUCACACUCUUUCCGCUACUUCUCAAUAUUCUCGUCCCGAGAAGUUCUACGUCAACUGUGGGUCGGAUUCUAACAUCACCUAUGGUGGUCGGACCUUCGUCGGAGAUAUGAUCUCCGGUAGUAACUCCGUCUCCUUCAGCAGUAAAGGAACCGAAGCCAUCAACCAAUCAGGACCGGGAAUCUACGGGACGGUGAGGAUAUUCAGACGCCCUUCUUCUUACAAGCUCCAACUCGAUUCUGUCGGUCUACACUUUGUGCGUCUCCAUGUCUCCUCUCGGACAGAGCUUUUAACUUCUCGUUUCACCGUCUCCGCCACAUCUGGCUCCACUCACCACUUCAAAAGCUUCUCGGUUCAGAACUUCAACGAGACCCCACGAGUCGAGGAGUUUCUCCUGAUGAUCGACUCUUCGAAACUCGAAAUCCGAUUUGUGCCUGAACCUACCUAUGUAGCUCUUGUCAACGCCAUCGAAGUGUUCUCCGCUAAUAACGACCUCGAGAUUACGCCCGAGUCCGACAAGAAUCUCCAUACGGUUUACAGAUUAAACGUAGGAGGGCAGAGAGUCACGCCUGAAAACGACACCUUGGGACGUACCUGGUCGCUUGACGAUGACUUCCUCUACCAAAAAGAAGCUGCGAGAAACAAUAGAACAGCGCAACAGCCUAACUACGAUUCGGGUUCGGCCACGGAGUACACGGCGCCUGCUUUCGUCUACCAAACGGCUAAAGCAAUCAACCGCAGCUCGAGCGACCAAACGGAUAUGCUGAUGAACGUUACUUGGUCGUUUAAGGUGCAAAAUAAAACAAAGCAUUUCAUCAGGGCUCACUUCUGUGAUAUCUUGAGCGGUUCACAAAGCCCCGACUCCGAUUUUUAUCUGUAUGUGAACGGGCGAGCGAGGAAAAAUGUAAAUCCUUCAGAGCAGAUUAGGCUGGUCACUCCUUUUUAUAUCGAUGUCGUGGAUGUCUCUGAUGGCUCUGGACUCUUGAAUGUUAGCAUAGGUACUAAGGAGCCCCGUAAGGAUGCUGGUUUUCUUAAUGGUCUGGAGGUGAUGGAGUUUCUGAACAAAUCCGAUUCUUCAGAUAAAAGUAGUUCCCUGGUUCACAUCAUUAUUGGUUGUGUUGCUGCUGUUUCUAUCCUGGUUUUGAGUUUGUUGUUUACCAUUUUUUUCUUGAAACGGAGGAGAUCGAAGAAGAAGAAGAAGCCAGAGGAGGAGGCCACUAUAUGGUCUCCUGUGGAACUGUACAGAGGUGGGAGCUCCGACAAUAGACUAUUCGAUCCGGUCUAUAAUUCGCCAUUACGCACCAAUAGACCUUUCGAUCCGGUCCAUAACUCGCCACUACGCAACCUAAACUUAGGCUUGAAGAUUGCAUUCGCAGACAUUCGGAGAGCUACAAACAACUUCGACCCCCAGUGGUUGAUCGGGAAAGGCGGUUUUGGAGACGUCUACAAAGCCAUUCUUCCGGAUGGAAGCAGGGCAGCUAUCAAGAGAGCAAAGACCGGUUCAGGACAAGGGAUACAAGAGUUUCAAACGGAGAUCCAAGUCUUGUCAAGAAUCCGGCACAAACACCUCGUUUCUUUAAAAGGCUACUGCGACGAAAACGCGGAGAUGAUCCUUGUCUACGAGUAUAUGGAGAAAGGUACGCUUAAAGAGCAUCUCUACGGCUCGGAUAUGCCUUCGUUGACGUGGAAACAGAGGCUAGAGAUAUGCAUUGGAGCAGCCAGAGGAUUGCAUUAUCUCCACAGCGGCUCGGAAGGAAUCAUCCACAGAGACGUCAAAUCAACAAACAUACUACUAGACGAGAACAACGUGGCCAAAGUUGCGGAUUUCGGGCUCUCGAAACUCGCGGUCCGCGAACAAGAUCCGGUCAAUAUCAGCAUGAACAUCAAAGGGACGUUCGGUUACCUCGACCCGGAGUAUCUGCAGACGCACAUCUUCACGGAGAAAUCGGAUGUGUACGCGUUCGGAGUCGUACUCCUCGAGGUUCUGUGCGCGAGACCUGCUCUCGCGCACGAUCUUCCGCACGAGGAAGUGAACCUCGCGGAAUGGGCGUUGUUCUGCUUAUCGAAAGGGAUAGUCGACGAGGUUUUAGAUACGAAACUGAUUGGUCAAAUCGAGGCGAGUUCUUUGAGGAAGUUCAUGGAGAUUGUUGAGAAGUGUUUAAGGGACUGCGGCGAAGAGAGGCCGAGCAUGGGGGACGUGAUCUGGGAUCUUGAGUAUGUUCUGCAGCUUCACAUGACGCCGGUUCAGAGAGAGCCUCACGAGGAUAGCACCAUGACGAUCUCUGGCGUUGGAGGUGGAAACUCGUUGGUGGUUCCGAGGUUGAUGGUGAGUGAUUCGUUUAGCGACAACUCGUUUGUUCAGAAGAAGAGCAGCGAUGGAGAUUCAUCCGAGACUCGGGUUUUCUCCCAGUUGAAGAUCUCUGAAGCAAGAUAAAAAAAGGCUUUGCGUUAACCGGGUUUCCCAAACUUACCGUGUCCAUACUGGUUAACCGGUAUGGAAAUCAUCAUAUCCAAUUGGUCCGUUUGGAAUUUUAUAGAUUUAAAAGUUGAUAAAAAAUUAUACUAAUAGAUUUAAAAAGUAAUGAAAUAUUUUUCAAAACU